GAAAGGGACUGUACGAGGUGAUGUGCAAGGUCAAUUACAGUGGAUGAAUAAUCUGCAGUUGGCAGGUAGGUAACGGGAUGGAAGGUUAGGAACAGAAGAGAGUGGAGAAAACGCGGGUAUAUAUAUGUGUCCAAGUCCUCGCAAAGAGUUGGAGUAUUGGAUCAUUUACCUUCUUCUUAAUUCUUUUGAGGUUUGGAGCUACCGGGAAGCUUUUGAGGAGAUUCUAUAUACAUACUCUUGUUUUUCGUUCUGCUGUUUUACUGUUAGAUGAAGCUCAGUCCAAAGUUGAGCUACAAAAUACACUUCAUCGAGAUUUCGCCAUAGCUAUUCGAAAAAGCAAAGACAAGAUGCCUUCAACACUUGUUCUAGGUGCUUCGGCACUUCUUCUCCUUGCAUAUGUCAUCCGAGCUAUACUUUUCCGACCCAAAAACUUAGACUUUCCAAUCGUGGGAAAUCCCAGUGAUGUCGAUUUUAGAGCUGCAUUGCUCGAAGGAACUGCCAAAUAUCCUACAACCCCCUACGUCCUCCCCAGUGACCCCCCAACGGUCGUCCUCCCCUUGACUAUGCAUGAUGAACUACGAAAUCUCCCUGAAAACAAAGCUUCUUUCCAAAAAGAACUUUCCCGCAUGUUCUAUGGCGAGCACACUGGUAUUGGCAUAGACACUCCCCCAAUCAUCAAAGUCGUCAAAACAGAUUUGAACCGUCAUGUAGCAUCUACCAUUGAGCCUCUCCAAGACGAGUCGCGCUUUGCAUUAGAUAAAGAACUCGGCACGUACGACAAUUGGACUCAAGUUAUUGUGUACGAAAAAAUACUCAAGAUGAUUGCACUUCUCAGCGGAAGAGUUUUUGUGGGAAGACCGCUGAGUCGAACUGAAGAGUGGAUUGACAUUAGUACUCAUUUUACGGAGGAUGUGGUGCUAGCAAGAGAAAGCGUGGCUAAGUAUCCAGCGUGGCUUAGAUCUUUCGCGAUCCCAUUCUUACCAGAGAUCAGGAAGCUAAGGCAACAUAAAGCCGUAGGGGCAGAGUUAUUGAGACCGAUUAUAGAGGGAUGCAUUCAAAGAUUCAGGGAGGGAAAAGAAGAUUAUGAAGGUGAUGAAUUUGAUGACAAUCAGGGCACAUUCGUUAGUUGGGUUAUGAAAUGGUCGGAUGAAAAGAAAAAGGAGGAUCCGUUUGCUUUGGCGCAACAUCAACUCACCUUGUCUUUUGCUGCUAUGCAUACAACUGCCAUGGCUGUUACACACGCAUUAUUCGAUUUAGCAUCUCAUCCACAAUUCAUUGCGCCUCUUCGCGAGGAAAUUGAUCAGGUUCUGGCGGAUGAUGGAUGGGAAGAUGAUGGCAGCGGGAUGAAAACCUUGAAAAAACAAUCAUUACCUAAAUUGAAGAAAUUGGAUAGUCUCUUAAAAGAAAGUCAGAGGCUCAGUCCUCUCGACUUGGUCUUCAAUAUUCGUUCAACAACCUCGCCGAUUCGCUUGUCUACCGGUGAGACCAUACCUGCCGGAACACGCAUAACAUUUGAUGCACACACAAUCAACAUGUCCGGUCCCAAUGUUUCUUCUCUUCCUCACGAUCCUUCUAAUAUUCCAGCACUUGAUUCUCCUGAAAUCUUUUCGCCGUUCAGAUGGUCGACGCUACGUGAAGCACCGGGGAAUGAAUCGAAAUAUCAGUAUGUGACGACAAAUAAAGAGAGCGUAAAUUUUGGACAUGGGAACCACGCAUGCCCAGGUCGUUUCUUCGCAGCAAUAGAGAUCAAAGUACUAUUGGUGGAAAUAUUAAAAGGUUGGGACUUCAGAUUAGUGGGCGAUAAAGAGGGGAAAGGGGGAGAGAAACCGUCGAAUUAUAUUUAUAAUGUAACGAUUAGUCCGAACCCGACUGCUGAGCUUGAGUUUAAGAGGAGAGUUAUUUAAUUUAAUUUGAGCGUAGAGGUAAGGGAUAAGGAUGUGUUGAAUUAGAGAGAGAUGAAAAGAGCUUUGAAUGUAGAUGAUGAAAAAGGAGAGAUUAUAAAAUAUGGAAAUGAAAAUAAGAUGUUGCACAAUGGAAGGAUUUAAAAAGAUUGUAAAAGAGAAAAUAAAAAGGAGUUGUAAUUAUUAUUCCUAGGAUUUUUUUGAUAAUCA
Messenger RNA from Botrytis cinerea B05.10, 2111 nucleotides. RefSeq lists its product as hypothetical. The record is from RefSeq and is a predicted model, not a curated record. The transcript has 5 exons. Bases 348 to 1904 code for a protein of 518 amino acids. Gene Ontology annotation, molecular function: heme binding; iron ion binding; monooxygenase activity. Lineage: Eukaryota; Fungi; Ascomycota; Leotiomycetes; Helotiales; Sclerotiniaceae.